AUGCCUUCUACACACAACAAAGACAAGCCCUGGGACACGCCAGACAUAGAUAAGUGGAAGAUUGACGAGUUCACUGAGGCCGACAAUGCACUGGGUUUGCCGUUUGCCGAGGAAUCGUCUUUCAUGACCCUCUUCCCAAAAUACAGAGAAAACUACCUCCGGUCCAUCUGGCCCGAUUUGACCCAGGCUUUGGAAAAACAUCAAAUUGCCUGCCAGCUUGAUCUUGUUGAAGGUUCCAUGACUGUCAGCACCACCAGAAAGACAUAUGACCCUGCCAUCAUUUUGAAGGCCAGAGACCUUAUAAAACUUUUGGCCCGUUCCGUUCCAUACCCCCAGGCGGUGAAGAUUUUGCAGGACGACAUCGCCUGUGAUGUCAUCAAGAUCGGCAACUUCGUGCUGAACAAGGAGAGAUUUGUCAAGAGAAGACAGCGUUUGGUGGGUCCUAAUGGUAACACCCUUAAAGCCUUGGAGCUUUUGACGAAAUGUUACAUCUUGGUUCAGGGUAACACCGUCAGCGCCAUGGGUCCUUACAAGGGCUUGAAGGAUGUUCGUAGGGUUGUUGAAGAUUGCAUGAAAAACGUCCACCCCAUCUACCACAUCAAGGAGCUCAUGAUCAAGCAGGAGCUCGCCAAGAACCCCGAGUUGGCCAACGAGGACUGGUCCCGUUUCUUGCCCAUGUUCAAGAAGCGUAACGUUGCCAGAAAGAAGGCCGAGAACAAGGACAAGAAGAAGAAGGUGUACACACCAUUCCCACCAGCACAGCAGCCUAGAAAGGUCGAUUUGCAGAUCGAGAGUGGUGAGUAUUUCUUGGGCAAGAGAGAGAAGUACGUUCGUGAUCUUCAGUCGAAGCGUGCCAAGCAGGAGGAGGUUGCUGAGCAGCGUAGGGUUGAAAGAGACCAGGCAUUUGAAGCUCCUGAGGAGACUCUGUAUGAGAACAAGUUGGUAGGCGAGAAGCGCAAGCGCGAUGACGACGACGACGAGAAGAGGGAAAAGAAGAAGGAGAAGAAGGAGAAGAAAGAAAAGAAGGAAAAGAAGGAAAAGAAGGAAAAGAAGGAGAAGAAAGACAAGAAGGAGAAGAAGGAGAAGAAGCUGAAGAAGGAAAGCGAUGAGUAA
This is a messenger RNA of Candidozyma pseudohaemuli, 1113 nucleotides long. It is a transcript of the gene KRR1, whose product is annotated as ribosome biosynthesis protein. NCBI's taxonomy places the organism in Eukaryota, Fungi, Ascomycota, Pichiomycetes, Serinales, Metschnikowiaceae. The transcript has a single exon. Gene Ontology annotation, molecular function: RNA binding. Bases 1 to 1113 code for a protein of 370 amino acids. Gene Ontology annotation, cellular component: nucleolus; small-subunit processome. The record is from RefSeq and is a predicted model, not a curated record.